This is a messenger RNA of Cuscuta campestris, 2580 nucleotides long. The record is from the annotation of a GenBank genome assembly. NCBI's taxonomy places the organism in Eukaryota, Viridiplantae, Streptophyta, Magnoliopsida, Solanales, Convolvulaceae.
CUCAGCAGUUUACCAUCGGUGCCAAACCAGAGAGGUAAUAUUCUGCGUGGGGGGUUACUGACAAGUGAAGCAACGAAAAAAAUGCCGUUCAUAUCCAAAAUACAGAGGCAAUCCGAUUACAGCUCCUUUCCUUCCAGUUGCCCCAUCGUCAUCGACAAUGGCGCCUCCUAUUUCCGCAUUGGAUGGGCUGGAGAGAGUGACCCCCGUGUUAUCUUCAGGAACAUUGUCCAAAGGCCUCGCCACAAAACUACAGGUGAAACUGUCACUAUUGUUGGCGAUCAUAAUCCAGCACUACUAAAAUACUUUGAUUGCACACGAUCAGGCCCCCGUUCUGCAUUUGAUAACAAUGUUGUAUAUCAGUUUGAGAUAAUGGAAUAUAUUCUUGACUUUGGGUUUGAUCGAUUAGGUGCAGAUCAAUCACAGAUCAACCAUCCUGUUUUAAUUACUGAGUGUGCUUGCAAUCCUGUUCAAUCUCGUGGUAAAAUGGCAGAGUUGCUUUUUGAAUCAUAUGGAGUCCCGUCUAUAGCAUUUGGAGUGGAUGCUGCAUUCAGUUAUAAAUAUAAUCAACAACUUGGGAUUUGUAAUAACGAUGGCCUUGUGAUCUCCUCGGGGUUCAGUACAAGCCAUGUUAUCCCGUUUGUGAAUGGAGAACCUGUAUAUGAAGCAUGCUGCCGAACAAAUGUUGGUGGAUACCAUGUCACUAAUUAUCUUAAACAACUUCUUUCACUCAAGUAUCCUCAUCACAUGUCUGUGCUUACAUGGGAGAAGGUUGAAGAAUUGAAGAUGGAACACUGCUAUAUUGCAGCUGACUAUGCUUCAGAGGUUCGAAUGUUUCAGAAAGGGGAUAAGGAAGCUGAAGAAAAGACACGAUGUUGGCAGCUUCCUUGGAAUCCAUUGCCAGUUGAGGAGCCCCCUUCCGAAGAAGAGAUUGCUAGAAAAGCAGCUAUGAAGGAGAAACAAAGCCAAAGGUUGCGAGAGAUGGCUGAAGCAAAGAGAUCCUCUAGAAUAAAUGAACUUGAAAAUGAAAUAAGAGGUUUGGAACUCCUCUUAAAGGAGAUCAACCACAUCGAGGAGGAGGAUAUUCCUUCUUUACUUGCAAGUAGAGGCUACGCCUCUAAACGAGAAUUAGAAUCUGCAAUUUCAAAGGCAACCCAAUCUUUAAGAAAAGCCAGGGGCGAGCAAAUUCCAAAUGAAGACAAAGUUGAGCCUUCUGCUGCUGAAAAGUAUUAUCUCAUUGAUGUUCCUGAUGAUCAGCUUUCAGCUGAGCAGCUCAGGGAGAAAAGGAAGCAGGUAUUUAUGAAGGCAACCACUGAGGCACGGGAACGGGCUAAGCAGAAGCGAAUGGAAGAGGAAUUAGAAAGAGAAAGGGAGAAGAAACUAGAAGAAGAAAGACGCCUAGAAAACCCAGAGCUUUAUUUGGAGCAGUUGCGAACUAAAUACAAUGAGCUUUUGGGGAAAGUUGAGCAGCGAAAACGUCUCAAGACAAAUGGAGAUAAUGGAAAUGGAAGCCAUAAUGUAUCCGGAGGUGUUGGUCGAGGUGAGAGGUUGAGUGCACAACAAAGGGAGAGGAUGCGCUUGCUAACAACAGCAGCAUUUGACCGAGGGAAAGGUGAAGACACUUUUGGUCAGAAAGAUGAAGAUUGGCAACUUUACAAGCUAAUGAGCAGAGAUAAUGACGACGACGACGACGACGAGAAGCCAGAUCCAGAUGAAACAGAGUUGGCUCGCGUCACUUUUAGACUUCAAGAGAUCGACCCAACGUUUUUCCCAAAGACAGAAUCUGGGUUAUCUGGGUCUUCUGCCUCGGAGCCACCCCGUUUCCGUCCUCAAACAAAGGAAGAUUUCCAGAUCAAUAUUGGGGUAGAAAGGUUCCGGUGUCCUGAAGUCCUAUUCAACCCCAACUUAAUCGGAAUUGACCAAGCAGGGUUGGAUGAAAUGGUGGGUGUGUGCACAAGGAGGCUGCCACCAUCCAAAUGGGAGCAGCAAGAACCAGAAGCCUCCUUGGGGGAGAGAAUGACAAGUUCAGUCCUUCUGACCGGUGGGAGCUGUCUCUACCCGGGCAUGGCAGAGCGGUUGGAAGCUGGAAUUCGGAUGAUAAGGCCAUGUGGGACCCCCAUACGGAUUCUCAGUGCCUCCGAUCCAAUAUAUGAUGCUUGGCGAGGGGCUUCUGCUUAUGCUGCCGGGAUGCAUUUCCCACACCAGACCUUCAGUAGGAUGGACUAUUACGAAAAGGGCGAGGAUUGGCUCCGCGGCUACCAGUUUAGAUACACACUGUAGUUAAUUUCUCUCCUUUUGCCUUCUCUGAGAAUCUGGUUUCUGCCCUUCACAAGCCUUGUCCUCAUUGUUCUACAGCCGAAUACAUGAACUGUGUUGGAGAAGGAAGUGAAGAGGAAUAUGGAAUGAGAAAUUAUGUUCUAUUUGAUUAGUUAUACUCUGUAGAAUGAAAUGAGAUUAACCAAAUUAAAUGACAACAAUGCCCUUGUGCAUAUGCGGUCGUUAUUACUACACUUUUCUUGAAUUUCGUGAAAUGGGAGGGUAAAACUUAUUUGCGGGAUGAUAGAGUAAAUACUAAUGUGCAUC